Molecule: messenger RNA, 1793 nt
Organism: Protopterus annectens (West African lungfish)
Lineage: Eukaryota; Metazoa; Chordata; Ceratodontiformes; Protopteridae
Product: cytochrome P450 2F2-like
Exons: 10
Coding region: 70-1530 (486 amino acids)
Biological process (GO): xenobiotic metabolic process
Cellular component (GO): intracellular membrane-bounded organelle; cytoplasm
Molecular function (GO): iron ion binding; oxidoreductase activity, acting on paired donors, with incorporation or reduction of molecular oxygen, reduced flavin or flavoprotein as one donor, and incorporation of one atom of oxygen; heme binding
Source: RefSeq, a predicted model, not a curated record
GGACAGAAGGCAUUCCAAAAUAACAUAGAGACGUGACAAUAUCAUAUAGCCAGUCUGAACAGAUAAGCAAUGCAGUACCUCUGGGUGGCUUUUAUUAUCUUAUUCAUGAGUCUUCUCUUCCAACUAUGGAAGAGACCAAGAAACUUGCCACCAGGACCAUGGGCUAUACCAGUGUUUGGGAAUUUCCUGCAAUUGGAUUACAGGAACCCACUCCGUGAUUUCAGCAAGCUGGCAAAAAGAUAUGGGAAUGUCUUCAGAAUCUAUCUAGGAAGUACACCCGUUGUCUGUCUUCAUGGGUAUGAAACUGUAAAGGAAGCGCUGGUCAACAAUGCUACAGAGUUUGCUCACAGGCCCAAACAUCCAGCUUUAACAGGCUCAAAUACAGGAAAAGGCAUUGCCAUGGUCCCUGCUCAGCAAUACUGGAAAGAACAUAGGAGAUUUUCCCUUAUGGCACUGAGAAACUUUGGUAUGGGUAAGAAAUCCAUGGAAGCUAGGAUACAGAAAGAGGUGGCACAUUUGGUGAGAGCCUUUGAAAUCCAAGGAGACACCCUGUUUAAACCAAAUGAGCUCAUUCUCAGAGCUGUAUCCAAUGUCACAUGUUCUGUUUUGUUUGGGCACCGAAAUGAGUAUGAAGACAACUCCUUUGGACACAUCCUUCAUCUCACUGAUGUCAAUCUCAAGUUAACUUGUGGAUUUUGGGGAGAGAUUUAUAAUACAUUGCCCUUUCUUCGAUGCCUGCCACUACCGUUUCAGAAAAUAUUCAAGAACAGAGAAGUUAUUCUUGCUUUCUUGAAGAAGGAAAUCAAGGAACACAGAGAAAGGUGGAUACCAGAAGAACCCAGAGACUACAUUGACUGCUAUUUUGAUGAAAUAGAGAAGAGAAAGAAUGAUGGAUCAUCCUUCGAUGAAAAAGCCUUGAUGUACAUCUUGUUGGAUUUGCUGAUUGCUGGGACAGACACAAUUGCAAACAUUAUGUGGUGGACUUUACUUAUAAUGGUGACCUAUCCUGAUGUACAAGCUAAGUGCUACAAUGAGCUUUGCUUGAUGCUGGACAGUAAAGCAGAUGGGCUCUGCUAUGAGGACAGAUCCAAGCUUCCUUAUAUCCAAGCUGUGCAGCAUGAAGUGUUACGUUUUAAGGAAGUCAUUUCAGUGGUAAUACACAGUGUGUCCCAGGAAGUUACGUUUCUUGGAUAUACAAUCCCUAAGGAUACAAGGGUAAUGGUUAACAUUGAAUCUGCCUUGCAUGAUGAAUCCCAGUGGAAACAUCCUCAUGAGUUUAAUCCUUCUAACUUUUUGAAUGACAAGGGCGAAUUUUUAAAACCUGAGGCCUUUAUACCAUUUGGUGCAGGUUUAAGAGUAUGCCUAGGUGAGAAUCUGGCUUGGGUGGAGCUCUUCUUCUUCUUCGUUACUCUGCUGAAGAACUUUGAGUUCAUCUGGCCUGACAGUAGCACUGCACCAGACCUCACACCAGUGUUUGGGACUGUGAACACACCACGCCCCUUUGAAGUACGAAUGAGAAAGAGAGACUAACCUGACCCAGUUCAGAAACAAAAAAACAACAUACUAAAGGCUGAAACUGAUAUUAAGAGACUGUGAUGUUCAGCUAAAUGUUGUCACAUAUGUUUUAUGCUUUCUUCAUAUCUGUAUAACUCAUCACAUUUAAGUUGUGUAUUUUCUUUAUUUAUGUAUAAGUUUUGCCUUAACUUCAUAAGAAAAUAUAAUGCAUUUCUGUAUUUGUAUAUCAUCACCAAUUUCAACCUCAGAACUACAGCUGUUGCUUAGAAUAUGAAAAA